Messenger RNA from Aricia agestis (brown argus), 1909 nucleotides. It is a transcript of the gene YL-1, whose product is annotated as vacuolar protein sorting-associated protein 72 homolog. The coding region runs from base 107 to 1378 and encodes 423 amino acids. The transcript has 9 exons. Gene Ontology annotation, molecular function: ATP-dependent H2AZ histone chaperone activity. Gene Ontology annotation, cellular component: nucleus. The record is from RefSeq and is a predicted model, not a curated record. Lineage: Eukaryota; Metazoa; Arthropoda; Insecta; Lepidoptera; Lycaenidae. Gene Ontology annotation, biological process: regulation of DNA-templated transcription; chromatin remodeling.
UGUAGUUGCUGUUCGCGAUUACAAAAUUUUAUAUUUUACUUAUUUAUUUCUCUGAUGACGACCUACCUCAAUUAUUUCCAAUAACAAUUUACGUCCCUGAAAAAAAAUGGCUCAACGAGAGCGGCGGUCAAAUGCCGGCAAUCGCAUGGCAAAGUUACUAGAUGAAGAAGAGGAGGAUGACUUCUAUAAAACCACUUACGGUGGUUUCAACGAAGUCGAGGAAGAUAAUGACUAUAAGCAAGAAAAGGAGGUAGAAGAUGUUGUAGAUUCUGACUUCGACAUUGAUGAAAAUGACGAAGUGAUCUCAGACCAGGAGGACGGAGAGGGCAAAGAGAAAAGAAAAUCCAAUGCUAAAGCCUAUAAGGAUCCCAACAGAAAAAAGAAGGCUGCCCAACCAAAAAAACCUGUAGUCAGAAAACCAAAGGAACCUAAAGUCAAAGAUGAAUCUGCACCGUCACCAGCCAGCAAAGCGGAUAAGACAUUUAUAGAUGCUUCUAUAGAGAGAAAGUCAAUACGUCAGAGCACAGCAGUUAAGUCAGCGGAAACAUUGCAGAGAAUUAAAAUAAGAUCUGAACUACAAAAGAAGAAACCGAAGAAGGUGGAGGAGAGGAUCCUGACGCAGGAGGAGUUGUUGGAAGAGGCUAUGAUCACUGAGAAAGAAAACUUAAAGAGCUUAGAGAAAUUCGAACAGAGCGAAUUGGAAAGAAAGAAAGCGCGGCCAACGAAGAAGACUAUCACUGGUCCUGUCAUAAGAUACCAUUCUUUUGCUGUACCAAUAUCAGAGACAAAUGAAGAUACUACAUUACCGUCCGCCGAAGUGCCUUUAACAGACAUGUCACUUGGCGAUAUCAUAAAAGGUGAAGAUGAUUUAUUAUCUCCCGGGGAUUUGAACUACGAGAACAUAAACCCGACGCCGCUAACGGAACCCAAACCGGACGGAGAACCGGCGUCGGUCACCUUGGAACCGGAGAAACCGGAGAUGGAAGUUGUAGGACCCGAUGAGGAGAUUCUGGUUGAAGAUAUUAUAAAAGAUGAGAAGAAGAAACCUAAGGCCAAUAUUCAAUAUCUUGAAAGAACACUCCUGUCUUUUGAAAACGACAUCAAAAACAAGGCAUUCAAAUCCUGCUUCCCGAUUUCCAAACCUAAACGAAAGAGGGAAAUGCUGUGUGCAGUUACCAAACGGCCAGCUCGCUACAUCGACCCAGUGACAAAGUUGCCUUACCGCAGCGUCGACGCAUUCAGAAUCAUCCGCGAAGCGUAUUACCAACAGUUGGAAGCGCGGGGGGAUAGGAAGGAUCCCCGCGUAGCCGCAUGGUUGGCCGCACGACGACGCAACGCGGCCGCACAUUCGUCCUACGUGCAGAUACAUAUCAAGUAGAGAGAGAGAGAGAAAGGAAAGAUAGAGAUAGUCUGUAAGAGAGAUGUAGCAGGAGAGUUAAUGUUAGAACAUUAGUGAUGAUUAACGCUUAUCCCGAUAUAGAGAAAAAUUGUCCAACGUCCCUGUUUUGUUUUUUACAGUAUAGGGGGUAAAAAUAAGCAGAUUGUUCAUCAACGGAUAGUAAACUGAUGAGUGAUUAUUCUACAUGCCUGGCAUGUGCUAAAAUGAUCAUGCAUGUCUUUGAUAAAAUGGCUAACAGUGAUUUUUGUCUUUGUCACAUUUUUUUAAAUUAUGGAAUUCUAAAUUAUUGCUUAAUGAAUAGACUAUAGUGUCACUGUAGCUAAAAUAUGAAGUGUAAAAAUAUGAAGUGUAGCUAAAAUAAAUUAAACCCUAAAUUAUUUUAUGGAAAAAGUGCUAACUGUGUAUGAUCAUAACGACUUGAUUUUAAAUUUUAAUUGUGACACCAAUUGAUUGAUAGUAAUUAAUUUUAAGCUAGUAAGAGCCAGUGUAAAUAUAACCAUGUAAAUAAAG